GUCAUUUAUGCGCAGACGCGAGAUAUUGGGGAAAAGCUAACUUCGCUAGCCGAACAAGUGUUGGCAGCCUGGUCGACAGUUCUCUGACGUUGGGAUGGCCAUUUAAGGUGGAAAACACACUGUUGAAACACAUUUUAGUCUUCAGUGCAUGGACGCAAAGCCAAUGCGCAGGGCUACCAGCGCACGCCAGGACGCCACGGGAAUGGACAUCACCAGCCGCUGCACCCUGGGGGACCCCAACAAGCUCCCGGAGGGGGUCCCCCAGCCCGCACGCAUGCCCUACGUCUCGGACAAGCACCCGCGGCAGACCCUGGAGGUGAUCAACCUGCUGCGGAAGCACCGGGAGCUCUGCGACGUGGUGCUAGUGGUGGGCUCCAAGAAGAUCUACGCCCACCGGGUCAUCCUGUCCGCCUGCAGCCCCUACUUCAGGGCCAUGUUUACCGGAGAGCUGGCGGAGAGCCGGCAGACGGAGGUGGUGAUCCGAGACAUCGACGAGAGGGCCAUGGAGCUGCUCAUCGACUUCGCCUACACCUCGCAGGUGACGGUGGAGGAGGGCAACGUGCAGACCCUGCUGCCUGCCGCCUGCCUCCUCCAGCUGGCUGAGAUCCAGGAGGCCUGCUGUGAGUUCCUCAAGAGGCAGCUGGACCCCUCCAACUGCCUGGGCAUCCGGGCCUUCGCCGACACGCACUCCUGCCGGGAGCUGCUGCGCAUCGCAGACAAGUUCACCCAGCACAACUUCCAGGAGGUGAUGGAGAGCGAGGAGUUCAUGCUGCUGCCCGCCAACCAGUUGAUCGACAUAAUCUCCAGUGACGAGCUGAAUGUACGCAGCGAGGAGCAGGUGUUCAACGCUGUGAUGGCCUGGGUCAAAUACAGCAUCCAGGAGCGCCGACCCCAGCUGCCACAGGUGCUGCAGCACGUACGACUGCCCCUCCUCAGCCCCAAGUUCCUGGUGGGCACCGUGGGCUCGGACCCCCUCAUCAAGAGCGACGAGGAGUGCCGGGACCUGGUGGACGAGGCUAAAAACUACCUGCUGCUGCCCCAGGAGAGGCCCCUGAUGCAGGGCCCCCGGACCAGGCCCCGCAAACCCAUCCGCUGUGGGGAGGUGCUGUUCGCAGUGGGGGGCUGGUGCAGUGGCGACGCCAUCUCCAGUGUGGAGCGCUACGACCCCCAGACCAACGAGUGGCGCAUGGUGGCGUCGAUGAGCAAGCGCCGCUGCGGCGUGGGCGUCAGCGUGCUGGACGACCUGCUCUACGCCGUGGGCGGCCACGACGGCUCGUCCUACCUCAACUCUGUGGAGAGGUACGACCCCAAGACCAACCAGUGGAGCAGCGACGUGGCCCCCACCAGCACCUGCCGCACCAGCGUGGGCGUGGCCGUACUGGGGGGCUACCUGUACGCCGUGGGCGGGCAGGACGGCGUCUCCUGCCUCAACAUCGUGGAGAGGUACGACCCGAAGGAGAACAAGUGGACGCGUGUGGCCUCCAUGAGCACGCGGCGGCUGGGCGUGGCCGUGGCCGUGCUGGGGGGCUUCCUCUAUGCGGUGGGGGGGUCUGACGGCACGUCGCCCCUGAACACAGUGGAGCGCUACAACCCCCAGGAGAACCGCUGGCACACGGUGUCCCCCAUGGGCACCCGCAGGAAGCACCUGGGCUGCGCCGUGUACCAGGACAUGAUCUACUCGGUGGGGGGCCGCGACGACACCACCGAGCUGAGCAGCGCCGAGCGCUACAACCCCCGCACCAACCAGUGGUCCCCCGUCGUCGCCAUGACGUCCCGGCGCAGCGGGGUGGGCCUGGCGGUGGUGAACGGACAGCUGAUGGCGGUGGGCGGGUUUGACGGGACCACGUACCUGAAGACCAUCGAGGUGUACGACCCGGACGCUAACACCUGGAGGCUCUACGGAGGCAUGAACUACCGGCGGCUCGGCGGCGGCGUGGGCGUCAUCAAAAUGACUCACUGUGAAUCCCACAUAUGGUAGCCUGCUCCAGCCCGCCCAGCGUCCCCACCGUCCCCUGCUACUGUCACGCCUACUCCCGACCGCCAAGACCACCACCCCCCCAAGCCACCGCCGCCACCACCCCCCCCCCCCACACCACCGCCCCCCCCCACCACCAC
Messenger RNA from Gadus morhua (Atlantic cod), 2115 nucleotides. RefSeq names its product kelch-like family member 20 (gene klhl20). Gene Ontology annotation, biological process: Golgi to endosome transport; proteasome-mediated ubiquitin-dependent protein catabolic process; protein K33-linked ubiquitination. Lineage: Eukaryota; Metazoa; Chordata; Actinopteri; Gadiformes; Gadidae. The coding region runs from base 149 to 1978 and encodes 609 amino acids. Gene Ontology annotation, molecular function: type II interferon binding. The record is from RefSeq and is a predicted model, not a curated record. Gene Ontology annotation, cellular component: trans-Golgi network; PML body. The transcript is spliced from 14 exons.